AUGUAAUUGAGAUAAAGCAAAUCAACAAUUAUUUUACAUUCCACUUCUUAAGAUUUAAAAUUCAAGUCCAAAAAAUUCUCAAGAAAUGCAUCACUAAAAAAAGAGAAUUUCAUUGAAUAUUGUUUAAUAAAUAUUGAAUAAGCUAAUAAAACAAGUAAUGUCAAUACUCCUUUACCUCAGCACCCAAAAUAAGCUAAUAGAAUAAAGGGAAGAUUAAAAAAGCAUAUUCCAGAGAUAGAGAUGAAGACUUAGGAUGA
Messenger RNA from Paramecium sonneborni, 257 nucleotides. The record is from the annotation of a GenBank genome assembly. NCBI's taxonomy places the organism in Eukaryota, Ciliophora, Oligohymenophorea, Peniculida, Parameciidae.